AUGACGUCCUUGCAGCCCAUCAAGCUUUUCUGGAGAAUACCCAACCCCUCCAAAGUCCUCAUCAUUCUCGAGGAGCUUAAUCUUCCUUACGAGUCCUCUUGGGUCGAACUCGACGGUUUGAAAACCAAGCCCUUCACCGAUGUGAACCCUAACGGCCGAGUGCCCGCUAUCAUUGACCCCAACACCGGUCUUACCCUCUGGGAAUCCGGUGCCAUCGUCCAGUACCUCAUCGAUACCUACGACAAAGACCGCAAAAUUUCCUACGCUACAUUCCCAGAACAAUACCAAUUGAUCCAGUGGUCUUACUUCCAGGCCUCAGGACAAGGUCCCUACUUUGGACAAUCCGCAUGGUUCAAUAUCUUCCACGAGAAAGUCUAUGGUGAAUCCCCCGAAAGCGCCAAGGUGCGCUACGGUGCCGAGGUCAAGCGUGUAGCGGGCGUGUUGGACUCCGUUCUGAAGGAGCGCGAUUGGCUCGUGGGCGACAAGUGCACGUACGCAGACCUGGCGUUUGUCAUGUGGAAUACACAGAUUGCGUUUUUUAUGGGUAGCCGUGAAGGCGAUCAGGCGUGGCGUCCUGAGGAGUUUCCUCAUUUCAAACGGUGGCAGGAAGCCAUGCUGGCUCGGGAGUCGGUCAAAAAGGUGAUGGGAGAAUUGAUGGAUAAAGAGGUGAAGAGCUCUUGA
Messenger RNA from Aspergillus niger, 681 nucleotides. RefSeq lists its product as uncharacterized. The coding region runs from base 1 to 681 and encodes 226 amino acids. Lineage: Eukaryota; Fungi; Ascomycota; Eurotiomycetes; Eurotiales; Aspergillaceae. The record is from RefSeq and is a predicted model, not a curated record. The transcript has 4 exons.